CGUUGAGCGACAUGAUCUUAAAGAACCAUCUUAUAUCGAUUAUCUUAUGGCAACCAUUCAAUCUAAGCAAUUAGAUGAUAAAGAUCUUAAGGGAAAAGGUGUAGAAACUAAAGGAAUGGGAGAAUCUAAGAAUAAAAGACGAUAUCCGUGCUCUUUUGAAGGGUGUAAUAAGGCAUUUCAACAGCAAGCACAUUUACGUAUUCAUUUACGGUGUCAUUCAGGAGAAAAGCCAUUUGUCUGUGGGCAAUGCGGGAAAACAUUUGCACAACUUGGUAAUUUAAAGACACAUCAAAGACGACAUACUGGGGAAAAACCAUAUAUUUGUACAUAUACAAAUUGUGGAAAGAAAUUUGCACAAAAAGGAAACCUUCGUGCUCAUAAAUUGAUUCAUGAAGGGGCUCGUCCGUAUGUUUGCCGACUGGAUAACUGUACAAAGACAUUUACACAGCUUGGAAAUUUAAAGGUUCAUCAAAAUAAAUUUCAUAAUGAGUCUAUUUGUAGAUUCAAUGCAAAGCUUAAGUCUUUACAAUUACCAAAUGCUGAAGAUGAGCAAUUGCUUGAUUAUUUUUUAACAUUAUAUCGGUAUUCUAAUCAAGGUAUUAAAGGUCGAGGUAAAGAGAAGACAGAAUUGCCAUUGAAAAAAGAAACAGAAAGUGCAAAUGAAGCUAUUGAUGCUUCUUCUGAUUUUUCAACAGAUUCUUCACAUUUACCUUUUUCUGAUAAAAUGGGUUCUCAAACUAUGAAACAUGAAAAUUUAUCUACAACAAAUGAUAUAGAUCUUGAUGAAUUACUUGAAUUAAAUCAAGAGAAAAUCGAACAAUUAAUUGCUUGUAAUAAAUUAGAAAAAAAUGUAUCUGAUGAUUUGCAAGAUAAUUUGCAAAAUACACUUCAAGAAUUGGAACAAAUUAAUGUUAGAGAUCUUUUAUUACAGCUUGAUGAUCCUUCAAAUCUGAAUGAUAUGGCAGGAUUUUCAUAAUAAUAAAUAAUUCACUAGAAUUAAUGGACAUACAACAAAUAUCAUA
This is a messenger RNA of Pneumocystis carinii B80, 1022 nucleotides long. RefSeq lists its product as hypothetical. Gene Ontology annotation, cellular component: transcription regulator complex; PcG protein complex. Gene Ontology annotation, molecular function: DNA-binding transcription factor activity, RNA polymerase II-specific; RNA polymerase II cis-regulatory region sequence-specific DNA binding. NCBI's taxonomy places the organism in Eukaryota, Fungi, Ascomycota, Pneumocystomycetes, Pneumocystales, Pneumocystaceae. Gene Ontology annotation, biological process: regulation of transcription by RNA polymerase II. The coding region runs from base 47 to 976 and encodes 309 amino acids. The record is from RefSeq and is a predicted model, not a curated record. The transcript has 3 exons.